Aegilops tauschii subsp. strangulata is the source of this 1770-nucleotide messenger RNA. RefSeq lists its product as uncharacterized. Lineage: Eukaryota; Viridiplantae; Streptophyta; Magnoliopsida; Poales; Poaceae. The record is from RefSeq and is a predicted model, not a curated record.
AUGACCCAAAAGAGCUUUACCGCGGCCUCUUCGCCCGACGUUGGCGAGGUCGCCACCGAGGAAGCUGACGACGAUGACUGGACCUGGAUUGAGCCUUUCAAUCAGCGGACUAGAGUAUUCUGGCAUGUCGCGGACGCCAGCUACGACAUCGGGGUCGUCGACACCAACGAAUUGACGCUGGUUUUGUCACAGUCCGUCGCCUCGUCCGGCUACACCAUCAACUCCAACCCGUUCGCCGACGCCAACCCUCCCAACGUCAACGACAUCCGCAACCUCAACAUCUACGAGUGGGUUCCGGUUCGCCUCUCCCAGACGGACUCCUCCUACUACGCGUGGAAGACGUACUUCUCCCUCGUGUUCCGGGAGUACCACCUCAUCGACCAUGUGGACGGCUCCGUCGACUCCAAUCUCAUCCCCGACUUCCAUGACUGGUCCACUAUCGACGCCACGCUCAUCCGAUGGUUCUUCCUCACCAUCUCGCCGGACCUGUUUCAGACGGUCGUGCAGGACGGACAACUCCUCCGUCGACGACUAUUGUCGCCGCCCAAGACUCUCGCUGAUGAGCUCCGCGAUAUUGGCGCGAAGAUUGAUGAUGAUCUCCUCCUCAGCACGCUCACUGCUGGUCUCAAUGAGGACUUCGGCAACGCCGCGGCGAACCUCACCCUCAUCCCCGAGCCCUCCUUCACCAAGUUCGUUGCGUACCUCCGGCUAGAGGAGCGGCGGAUGAAGCAGGUGAAGGCGCGGGCCAUCCACACUGCUCUCGCCGCUGGCACCACCAGCGGCUGCCCCCGCCGCCCCGGCCGCACCUCCUCAGCCGCGCCCCCAGGCGCCGUACCCGCCACCGCAGCAGCCGCCACCGCUGCCUCUCCCGUAUGGGCCUCCCGCCACGCCCGCGCCACCUGUCGAACGGCCUCGCGGAGGCUGGCGCGGCGGCCAGCAGCAGCCGCCGGCACGCCUCGUCAGCAGCAGCAGCUCCAGGUGCCCCCUCCAUGGGCUGCCGGGUACAACCCAUGGACCGGUGUCGUUCAUGCGUACACCAUGCCGGUCCCACGGGCCCCUGCAUCGACCCUUCCCGUGCCACGUCCGCCGGCGCAUCAGGCGUACUAUGCGGCUCCGCAACCCUGUGGAGGGUACCCAUCGCCGCAGCUGAGCGGCGGCUACCGCUUCCCGAUGGCGUCUCCGCCACCUUCGCCGGCACUGCCACCGGCGCCUUGGGAUCCAGCGCUUCUCGCCGUGCUGCACACCGCCCCUACGCCGAACAACUACACUGGAGGCGGUGAUUGGUACAUGGACACCGGGGCCACGACUCACAUGUUUGCUCAUCCUGGUAAUCUUGCCUCCUUCACUCCCAUCACCACCGACCGCCGCAUCAUUGUCGGCGACGAUUCCACCCUUCCCAUUACACACGUCGGGCACACUUCUUUUCCUUCUAAUUCCAUGCCUUUAUCUCUGUCUAACAUACUUGUGUCUCCUCAUCUUAUUAAGAAUCUUAUUUCCGUUGUUUGUUUCACUCGUGAAAAUCCUGUCACUGUUGAAUUUGAUGAGCUUGGUUUUUGUGUUAAGGACGCUCGAACCAGGAUGCAGUUCGGCGCCCCCGCCCGCGGCGCCUCCUCCGACCGCGACUCUGGUGCCCAUGGCCCCGGCGCCAUCGGUGCCCCUUUGCCCGCGGCUCCCGCGGCCCCGAUGCCUUCGGUGCCAUGUUCGCUGGCAGCCCUGGCGCCCCUGGCCCCGACGCUUCCUUCGACCGCGGCCUCGGCGCCCGUGGCUUAG